This is a messenger RNA of Cyclopterus lumpus (lumpfish), 3878 nucleotides long. RefSeq names its product protein FAM83G (gene sack1gb). The transcript has 5 exons. The record is from RefSeq and is a predicted model, not a curated record. The coding region runs from base 774 to 3284 and encodes 836 amino acids. NCBI's taxonomy places the organism in Eukaryota, Metazoa, Chordata, Actinopteri, Perciformes, Cyclopteridae.
CCCAGCCAGCCGCCGGCCGGACAUUCCGCCCUUCUGCCCCCGGAGACAGAGCUUCCGUUGCGAGUAGGGGGGGGGGGGAGAGUCCUCGGUGAACUCUCUCUGUCUGGAGCAACGUUUUUAAAAAGGAAAAGUUAGGGAAAAAGAAUGAGAAGUUUAGACGUUACUGAUAUUUAAAGACGUUUGUCUUUCGGGGGAACUCGACGGGUUUUUUUGUUUGUUUUUUUGCCGAAAGACAAGAGGAAGAAGAAGAAAGAAAAGAAAGAAAAAAGUAGCUUCGUCAGCGCAAAAAGAAAAAAGUUAGCUUGAAUCACCAAGAAGUUUCAACACGUUGUGAAAGGAGGAUUAAUGAACGCGUCUCUCCAUCUUGACUCACCGGGCACAGACAGCUGCCGGGCCCCGCGGCUGGAGCGCAUGAAAACGGGCUCUUUUUUCCUCCUCCUCCUGUCAGGUGAAGGCGUGUCGCUGGGCGUCGAGCAACACCUGAGUGUGCGCGUGCGUGUGUGUGCGUGUGUGUGUGUGUAUGAGUUAACCUGACAGUCUCGCGCUCAGGAAACGGUUCUACCGGGUUGUAUGGAAUUCUCUCCGUUCGCCACCUCACGAGCUCAGGUCGCGCGGACACGUUAUGGACCGACAUGAGAGCUCGCACCUCCUCGAGGUUUGACCCGUCGGACCGACGCGUGGAAACUGGGUCAGGGCUGUUUCGGUACUCGACUAUUUAUUGACCGGUGGAUAUAUAUAUAUAUAUAUAUUUUUUUUUUUUUGGGGGGGUUGCCAUGGCGUUGUCUCAGAUCCAAUGUCUGGAUAAUCACCACGUGAACUCGCGCGUGAGCGAGGGCAAACCGGAGUUCUUCUACAGCGAGGACCAACGGCUGGCUCUCGAGGUGCUCGUCACCAAGGGCCGCGACGCCUUCAGGGACUUCGCCCAGGAGAAGGGCGUGCGGGAGUUCCUCUCGGAUUCGGAGCUCGAGCGCAUCGCUCACACGGCGGAGGCCUACCGGCCCGGGCACGAGCACCAUCCGAAACACGAGACCCCCGGCCCGGGGAACCUCACGCCGGGGUCCGGGGACUUCGGGGGAGACGGCGAGGUGUCGCUCCAGUAUUGGCCCGAUCGGUCCGAGGGCUCGGUGGCCGAGUUGGACCUCGGCUGGCCCGAGUGUAUCUCAUACCGAGGGGUCACGCGCGUGACCGUAUACACGCAACCGCCAACCGAGGGGAACACGCACAUCAAGGAGGUGGUGCGCAAGAGCAUUUUAGCAGCGCAGAGGGUGAUAGCCGUGGUGAUGGACGUGUUUACAGACGUGGAUAUCUUUCGAGACCUGCUGGAUGCGGCCUACAAACGCAAAGUUCCUGUGUACAUUAUCAUUGACACGGCUUCGGUCCCCUGCUUUCUUUCCAUGUGUGGCAGAGCUGAUAUGCACCGUGGGCACCUAAAGAAUAUGCGUGUACGCUGCUCUGGAGGUGUGGAGUUCUUCACACGGUCAGCACAGAAGGUGCGUGGAGCCCUGAGCCAGAAGUUCCUCCUGGUAGAUGGAGACAGAGCCAUCUCUGGUUCAUACAGCUUCACCUGGUCCUCGUCUCGUUUGGACCGCAACCUUAUCACUGUGAUCACGGGACAGGCGGUGGAGACCUUCGACCUGCAGUUCUGUGACCUUUACCUCGUGUCCAGAGGCGUGUCUCUAAACAAGGUCCCCAUGGUCGAUGAACCGAUCCCCGAGCUGGUGCCUCACGUGGCUCCUCCUCCGGUGUCAGCUGCUAUUGCCAGGAAGCUCAUCAAUCCCAAGUACGCCCUGGUUAACACGGGAACCCACACGAGUCCCACUUCUUCUGACCAAAACUCCAGCAACAGGGCGUCCCAGCAUCCAACUGGGCUUAAGUUUAUGAAAAAGCGUGUGAGGCAUGUCUUUGAAGAGCCGCCCUUACAUCCGGGAUUAGCCCAUCUGGAGAAGGUGUACCUGAUCCCGUACCUGCCCAUCUGGCCGGAGCCAGACCCCGCGAGCGACGUGAUUGGCUUCAUCAACAUUCGGGACGAUAAGCGAGCCAAUCAGGUUCACUUACAGAGGUCGGAGAGGUUCGAGACCAGCAGGGCGAUACGCUUCAGUGCUCCGCUGUUUCCAGCAAAGACUGAGGAACCUGCUUCGGGUGGGGAUGCAAAAGCUGGAGGAGCAACAGAAAACCUUUCUGGGAAUACAAGUUCAGACGUCUCUACUCCUGUGAGUCCAACCAACAAACAACCCGAAGAGGAAACCCACUCGGCUCCGAAUGAAGACCAGACGGAUGCAACGGAGUCCGGCGGGCCCCCUCAGCAGCCGGGCGCCCCUUUAAUACCAGACACGCACAAACCGGACGCGCCGCCACCGCCCGACGUCACCGCCGAUUCACAGCCCGCAAACAACGACGAGCAAACUCCCGACGCUGAAACUGUCGCGCCUCCUGUUCCGAAGCGCCGCACUCUGCAGUUAGUCAUAGACCCCGCCUCCUCGGAGGAGCCGGGCCAAACGCAGGUCUCUUUGAUGAAAAUGGACCCGUUGGAAAGCCUCGACGGCUUCAACGCAAAGGAGGAGCCGGCGCCCGUCCGCGGCCGCGUAGCAUCCAAGGGCGACGGCGGAGACUCUGGGAGCACGGGCGACGGCAGCCAAGACAGCACCAAGGUCCUGUGCGACCGAGCGGUCGACGACGCGCCCUCGUGCAACUCCACGGCGUCGGAGGACGACUUUUACGACUGCUCCCAGCCGGAGCUGAGCGACCCGCCGAUCAACGGAGCGACGACGGGGUCGGGCCGCGGGCAUCGCCAAGGAGACGGGGUCAACAUGAUGGCCCGCCUCUCCCAGAGCAUGCUGGAUCUGCGGCCGUCCAGCCAGACGGAAGACAGCAGUGACCUCAUCCGCCAAUCACAGCAGCUCCGCCGACAGGGACACCAGUCACCACAUCGGCACAUAGGACAGUUGUUCCAGUCCUCCAAGUCUCCGGUUCGCGACGGGCGACAGAGAGGACCGAAAGUAAUCGCGGCCAAACCGGGAAUUUUUCAACGCUCCGCCCGAGCCGACGUCCAGGUGAUCGGAGGACACCGUUACUGGCAGUCUGAUUCGGCCCAGCAGCGCCCGGAGACGCGCUCGGGGCGGUCGCCGCGGCGCCACAGCCCGAGUUACCGGAAGACGGACUCGCCGGGCAACCCCUCGGGGAUACUGGGCGUGUCUUUCUCAAAACUGAGCAAUUUGAGACAUUUAAAGGCGCGAGGCGGAGCGCUGCAGAAGAAGGCGUCUCAGAACAACAAGGCUGAUAGGUAGUGGGGGCGGGGAGGAGGAUGGAGAAGCGCUGACUCUGCGGUGUGGAAUCUUCUCCAUCUCUGGCACGCGUGUCGUUUCCUGUUUUUUAAAACCACCGAAGGCGCAACGUGAGGAUUAUCAUUAGGGAUCUCUCUUGACUGUGUCAACAAGAGUUGGCUGUUUUGAUUUAAUAUGUUUUAAGAGGUAUUGUCUGUCAAUUAAUCAUAUCACCUUCAGGCCGGAUGGUUUCAGUCGUGUCUGAGGGGUAUAACGCGUCGUAGAGGCAGAUACUGAUACCUUGAUCUCCUCUGCCAACUCAGGCACUUCAACAUUGUUAGCGAUCCCUCAACUGUUUUUCUUUUUCAGAACUGUUUACUUUAAAUGUGUAAGUGUAUCUGCGACAUGCAUCCCGUCCCCCCCGAUUAUGUCCCCCCCCCCCCCCCCCCGAUAUAAGAGUCAGGCUCUGGUGUUGAUAGCUCUGUGAUUGGUUACUGAUGGUGUUAGGGUCGGGCUGCUGUGUUGAUAACUGGUGUGUGUGUGUGUGUGUGUAUAUAUAUAUAUAUAUAUGUGCAAUUUUAAAUCACUGAUGUUGGACCAAAAGUGAAUGCUGUAAAU